GUCUUCUUUUGUGUGUCAGUAGGAAUAUGGAGCGACAUUUGGUCCAAUGCAGCUAUGCGUCCGUCCACACUGAGGUUCCUCUGUCUCCGCUGCGCCUCUCGCUUUAUUAAAUCCUACCGGAGGCAGCUGACGGUCGGUCGGGCGGACUGACGGACGUGCGUCUGGACUGUGCUGGGAUGUGAUUGCGGCAGUGCAGGCGAGGUGUUGCAGUUCAGACCAUCAUGCCCAUUGCUCUGGCAUCGGCACAGGAAGUGUGUGUGUGAGUGUCCCUGGUCGGCUCUGCUGGGAUGAACAUGCCACUGCACCAAAUCUCUGUCAUCCCCCGUGAUGUCACCUCAUCGCGGGUGUCAGGCAGCGGGAAAGCGAAAGACAAGGACAAGCAGAAUGAAAAGCCUCUGGGUCACUCAGCAAGCAGAUCCAGCAAUAUAUCAAAGGCGGGAAGCCCAACUUCAGUCAAUGCUCCAUGCAGCUUCUCAAGGACAUCCGUGUCUCCUUCCAGCCAGGACAUCUGCAGGAUUUGUCACUGUGAAGGGGAUGACGAGAGUCCUCUGAUCACACCGUGCCACUGCACGGGGAGCCUGCGCUUCGUCCACCAGGCCUGUCUACAGCAGUGGAUCAAGAGCUCCGACACUCGCUGCUGUGAGCUCUGCAAAUAUGAGUUUAUCAUGGAGACCAAGCUCAAGCCGCUGCGCAAGUGGGAGAAGCUACAGAUGACGGCGAGCGAGAGAAGGAAGAUCAUGUGUUCGGUCACCUUCCAUGUCAUCGCCAUCACCUGCGUGGUGUGGUCGCUCUACGUUCUCAUCGACAGAACAGCGGAGGAAAUCAGACAAGGGAUCCUGGAAUGGCCUUUCUGGACCAAGCUGGUGGUGGUGGCCAUCGGCUUCACGGGUGGACUGGUGUUCAUGUACGUCCAGUGCAAAGUCUACAUCCAUCUAUGGAGGAGACUGAAGGCUUACAACCGGGUCAUAUACGUCCAGAACCGGCCAGAAACGUGUAAAAAGCUGGCGCUGGAGAAGCCGCCGCUCAUGGAGCCGAGUCUGGAGAACAAGGAGACUCUGGCUCCCACCCAGUCGGACACAAACUCCUCCCAGUACACAGAGACAGAGGACUACAGUAUGGAGGUGCUCCAUGUCUGACCACCAACUGUCACUCAGUCCAUGCCAUAGGUUGUCCUACUCUACUAUACUACACAUACAAACAGACCCACAGUGAGGAGUAGCAGUCAUGGAAAUGUUUGGUGAGGAACAACCAGAUGCUCCCCACCCUCUGAUCCCAGACUUGACCCACCAAGAUCCCAGAUAGACCAAGACUUCCUUCUAUUCACAUUCCUGUCAAACCGUAUUCCUUCCUCCACCCCUCCCUGAUCCACACUCCCGCCUCUUUCCUUUCCCAGGACCAGACUCUUUUUACUGACUUCUGUAAAUGUCUGAAGAGGCCUGGAUUACACCACUCUACACACACACACACACACACACACAAACUCAUGUGUGUACACCGCCGGGAGAGCAAGACUGAGACAAAUAGACUCACAAACGGCUCCCGAGGUCUACACAUCUCUGAUGCGUGGUUUGUUUGUUGUGGGUUGUGUUAGAUUUGUUUGUUUUUACCUCCUGUGAGUCUUGGGCUAACCUGCCAUGGAUCAGUAUGUAGCGCCGCGCAUCAGAUCUCUGGAACGUUCCAGCUACUGCCCUCUUUGUCGCUGUGGUCUGAGAGUCUGCGCCACCCGACAGAUCCGUCAGCUCUACACAGGCCUGGGUCCUGACCAGGCCUUGAUCUGGACAUGCAUCGAAGCACUUUUGUUUUUUUAGUUCCCACAAAUUCUUCCCCUUCCUCUAUCUUCUCUUCUUUUCCUCUUUAAUAUGAAUUAAGUCUUACAUGUUGUACAUGGGGGAGAGCACACUCAAACAAACUCGGAAAUGUUUGUUUCCUGGGGUUUUUUUUGACAUUGCAUUUCCUCAUACGCACAUAUACGUGUAUAUAUAUAUAAAUAUAUACACCCUCCCAUGGAUGACAAAAAAGGAAUUGGGGGAAAAAGUGGAAUACUGCUGAAAGAAAACAUUGGAGUGUUUCAGUUGAAACAGAAAAAGUGAGUUUUGAAUAUGACACGUGAUCACUAAAUUGUGUUUUGGCUCAUAGCUCUAAUGCAGAUGAUGGAAAAUCCAGCCACAAGACUUCUCUACCCCAAAAUGAACUUUCUGAAGGCUUUGAGAAUGUAAACUUUUUAAAAAAAAAAAUGAUAAAAAAUAAAUAAAUAAAAUAAAAAAAAACAAAACAAAAAAAGCAACAUUUUUUUACUGGUCACAGGAAAUUGCGAGAUAAUUUCCAUGUCUUGAGAUCAUAACAAGAGCCUUUGGGCAUAAACGGCGUCGCUCAUGUUUUUGUAUCAUGCGGAUGACACAGUAUUUACAGUGUGAUAUUCCAUGUGCAGUUUUUAAUAUGUUGAUUUGUUUGCUUAGUCAUGGGAUAUGCCUUGAGAAAUCCACCGCUGUCUGCUCUCAGUCUGUCUUCCCAUCGCUGUUAUUCUGCAUUAAAAAAAACCCAAACAAACAGGCUGUAACUGGCUUUUUAAAUUUGACUGCUUAAAAUAAACAUCACAGUACAUCUCUUCAGUUAUGUCAGUGCACUUCAGCAGAGAGUUUAGGGUGCUAGACAGACAUCUGAUGUUUGGAUGUGACAUAUAGGAGUAUUAAUGAGCAUUUCAAUGGCACAAAAGUCCUCAGUUUCAGUGAAAAGUGUCUUGUUUCUUGCCAGACUCUCAUCACAUGGUGGAGGAGGAUCUAUUUUAGUAUUUAAUCACAAGACAGCCAGCAUGUUGCUUCUUCUGUUUGAUUGAAAAAUGAUUCUCUCACAUCUUGGCCGUACGUGGCUAAAAUGAGACAAAUUGUCCCAACACACGUUUCUCAAAAGAAGCACGGUGAAGCACAUACUGAAUACUGUCAGCACAUUAUUUCAGCAUUAAGAUGAUUUUAUAUCAGUGUGUAACAUUUUCACUGCACUUUCAUCAAUAAACAUAAUUUAUUAGUGCAACACAUCCAUAUGUAUGCAUCAUCACUCACUGAGGAGCUGCAGCGCCACUUGCUGGUGCAGUCUGAGAUGGGCAGCAGUUGAUUUCUUAGGGCGACUUGUUUUGGGGCUUACAGUCAUUGUAAGUGCUUUUGUCUAUGUGGGAGCACAGCAAUGCCGGGCUCAUGUUGAGCCUCACAGCCAUUCCAGCAAAACACACAUUUUUAAAAGAAAAAAACUGUCUUUGAUACCAGUAUACUGUCUGUGAACAACGAUGGUCCAACGACAUACCUGACGAUUACUGCUCAGCAGCAGCAGCAAUAACUGAAAUCAGCGCUUUGUUCUUUGCAGCAAUGCAUACUGUACUUGUGUAUAUGCCCCUUGGUGACUUGAGAUCUGGAGUCUAAUAUAAUUUUAAUACAUAAUAUGAGCCGAGGGAGUUGUUGGGUGUCGAGUCAAAUUAAGACCUAGUAACGAGAAGGUUCUCUGAAACUUCAAUACCCACGAGGCUCUGUGCAAUUAGACAGAUAAAAAGUGCAAUUACCCUUUUGUUGUUGUUCUAUUCUAUAGUUAUGUACUGGUGUUUAAUGUCCAGGGCGUCCUCUGGGUAUAAAAUGAUUAUUUCUUCAUUUUGUGUUGUAUUUAUUUUUAAAAGAAAACAGAGUACAAUUUGUUCAUUUAAAAAAAUCCCUUUCAUUGGUAAUUUUAUGCAAUUUACACUUAAUUUUUUUCCCAGGCAUAAAUACCAGAAAAUCAUUUUCACUCUUUGUUUUGCACUUACUUGUUGCAUCAUUUAGAUAUUAGUGUUGUUAGAAAACAAAGCAAAACAAAACAAAAAAAAACCUUGGUUGCACAUCCUUAAUGUGAACAUCUGCUCUUCCUUCUGCUUUUUAAAUUGCUUGUUCAAUUUUGUUUUAAAUAUGCAGUAUCUGGACCCACACCAUCAAACUUGAUUAUUUCAUGUUAUUUACAUAUAAACAACAUGAAAUAUUAACAAAUAUGUCUGAGAUUGUUAAAAUGAUUAAAGACGGAUUGUAGAUCGUUGUUUUUUUCACUUUCUUUCACUUACUGAUAGGAGCUGGCUCCUUUCAUGAAGUCUGAGACAGAAGUUAUGAUAAAAAAAAAAAAAUUGAGGCCACAUUAGGACACUUUUUUUUCCACACUAGCAUGUUCCUCUCUGAGAGCAGCUUUGUCUUUCUCUCUUUCUUAUCGUCUUAUCUAUCACCCUGGCCUGAUUUCUGAAUUUUUAUUACCCUUUUGAGCUGGACGUCGACUGAGAAGGAAAGGUACUUUCUCAGCAACACUGUCCCAGUAUUGUAGGUUGAAGUCUAGAUUCUUCUGUUUCUGUCUCCAUCCUGUUUGCUUAAACCUGUCACGUCUGGGAAAAGUGUAACUUGCAUAAAGCUACAUUUGUUUACUACUGACUGGACUUGAACAUAAAUGACUGUUCCCCUGUCUUAUGAUAUCAUUCCACAAGUUUGUCUGUGAAUUUACUUUGGAAUAGUAACUGUAAAAACUUUGGUAAAAAGUACUUAUGUUUUUAAAAGAAAUCUUGAUGUGUUUUGACUUUAAUUUCCCAUGUUUGAACAAAGUAUGUAGAAUUAAAAAGAACAACCAAAUAAAAA
Messenger RNA from Thunnus maccoyii (southern bluefin tuna), 4628 nucleotides. RefSeq names its product membrane-associated ring finger (C3HC4) 8 (gene marchf8). Gene Ontology annotation, biological process: protein polyubiquitination; immune response; antigen processing and presentation of peptide antigen via MHC class II. The record is from RefSeq and is a predicted model, not a curated record. Gene Ontology annotation, cellular component: lysosome; early endosome membrane; cytoplasm. The coding region runs from base 288 to 1136 and encodes 282 amino acids. Gene Ontology annotation, molecular function: MHC protein binding; ubiquitin protein ligase activity; zinc ion binding. The transcript is spliced from 7 exons. NCBI's taxonomy places the organism in Eukaryota, Metazoa, Chordata, Actinopteri, Scombriformes, Scombridae.